Messenger RNA from Onychostoma macrolepis, 1239 nucleotides. RefSeq names its product paraneoplastic antigen Ma3 homolog. Lineage: Eukaryota; Metazoa; Chordata; Actinopteri; Cypriniformes; Cyprinidae. Bases 1 to 1239 code for a protein of 412 amino acids. The transcript has a single exon. The record is from RefSeq and is a predicted model, not a curated record. Gene Ontology annotation, molecular function: nucleic acid binding; zinc ion binding.
AUGUCAGAGAUCAGUGAGACAAUCGAGACUGAUGGCAGUGGUGAUAAUGAGUUUGAAGCCAGACAACUCAGCACGUCUCUUGACACUUUUGAGCCCCCACAUCCCCAGCUGCUCCCAGAUUCUUCUCGGGAAAGGUUCGUUCAUAGUGGUGCUGAGCCAUGCCCACGAGCUGAUGUGAAGCGAAGUCUGUCUGUUGUAGAGAGCAACCUGAAUCCACCUGAAAUUCAAAAGGUCAUUGUUGAGCACAUUGUGAGGAGAGAUGAAUUAAACACACAUUCACACUUUCCCAUCAAGCUUCGUUCAUUCUCAGGCAAGCUCCCCAGACCCAAUGGUGAGACAGACUACGACACAUGGCGUUCACAUGUUGAGCUUCUCAGGAAAGACCCCACCCUGUCUAAUCUUCAGAAAUCACGUAAAAUCUUUGAAAGUUUGCUCUUCCCUGCAGCAGAUAUUGUCAAAAGACUAAGCCCUGAAGCUACUCCUGAAUCCUACCUUCAACUGCUGGACGCAGCCUUUGGAACCGUCGAAGACGGCGAGGAGCUUUUCGCCCAGUUUAUGAAUACUCUUCAGGAUCCUGGUGAAAAGGCCUCUACGUACCUCUGCCGCCUUCAAGCUGCCCUGAACCUUGCUGUUAAGAGAGGAGGAGCUGCUGCCGGAGAAGCAGAUAGACACAUUCUCAAACAGUUUUGUCGCGGGUGUUGGGACAACCACUUGCUCUCUGACCUCAACCUCGAAGAAAAGAAAAGUCACCCAUCAGCAUUUUCAGAGCUCCUGUUAUUAAUCCGCACUGAGGAGGAUAGGCAGGCAGCUAAAGCCACACGUAUGAAGAAGCACCUUGGCUCACACCGGCAGCGGGUUAUGGCAAGUUCUCAGGGUGUGUGCAUCUGCAGUCAACAAGCAGCAUUCCAGCCUGAGUCUGACCCAUUGACAGAGCUUAAACAGCAGGUGGCGUCGCUGCAGAGCCAACUCACCACGCUGAUGUCUAAGAAAGCCAAGAAGACUCCGAAGACCAAGGGGAACACUGAGCAGCCAUCAGGUGGGCCAGCUUCUAGACUUGACCCUAGAGCACCAAGCUGGAAACCUACCAACUCAAAAACAAGCACCCAACCAAGACCUUGGUAUUGUUUCAACUGCGGCGAGGACGGUCACAUCUCCUCAGCUUGCAGUAACAAUCCAAACCCCACUCUCGUCAAUGAAAAAAGAGAUCAAUUGAGAGAAAAGCAGCCUCUGGGAGGCUAA